This is a messenger RNA of Teleopsis dalmanni, 1985 nucleotides long. RefSeq names its product venom carboxylesterase-6. The transcript is spliced from 8 exons. The record is from RefSeq and is a predicted model, not a curated record. The coding region runs from base 35 to 1834 and encodes 599 amino acids. Lineage: Eukaryota; Metazoa; Arthropoda; Insecta; Diptera; Diopsidae.
AUCUCAGUUCAAAUUCUAAGCCAGUCUCGACAAGAUGCUUAGGUCGGUCACCGUUAGAGUAUUGAGAUUCUGGCGCUUUUCGCUCCAUACUUUUUUUUUACUGUUUUUAGUGUUUCAAUUUUCGAUAUUCUUUUGCGGUGCGCGAACUUCACCAAAUUUGAAAGUUCGGUUAGAGCAUGGCGGAGUGCUUGUUGGACGGCAUCUGACAGCUCAUAGCGGUCAACCUAUGCGAGCGUUUUUGGGUGUUCCAUACGCCAAGCCACCAGUUGGAGAACUACGCUUCAGAUCCCCAGUGCCAUUCGGAGCUUGGACAGGUGAACGACAAGCCAUAUCAGAUUCAUCAAAAUGCACACAAAGAGACCCUUACCGACGUGACCUUGAAAUCGAAGGCAGUGAGGACUGUCUCUACAUAAAUGUCUACACGCCUGAGGUACCUGCAACGAAAAAUCCUUUACCGGUAAUGGUUUGGUUCCAUGGCGGAGGUUGGCAGUGCGGAUCCGGUAUAAGCAGCUUUUAUGGACCAGAUUUCUUAAUGGAACAUGAUAUUAUAUUAAUUUCUGCCAAUUUCCGACUGGGACCACUUGGAUUUCUCAGUACAGAAACUAUAGAAUGUCCAGGAAAUUUCGGUCUAAAAGAUCAGCUUGAAGUGCUUAAAUGGAUUCAGGAAAAUAUAGCAGCAUUUGGUGGAGAUAAGAACAGCGUAACGAUAUUUGGUGAAAGUGCAGGUGGAGCGAGUGUUACCUACCACAUGCUUUCCGAAAAAUCUAAAGGACUCUUCCAUAAAGGUAUUAUUCAAUCUGGUACAUAUUUCAAUCCAUGGGCACAGCCUGCACAUAAAGGAGUACCAGCUAGAAGAGCACAGAAACUAGCUAAAUUAGUUAAUUGUAAUGCCGAUCAAGAUUGGACAAGUAUUUUACAAUGUCUUCGUCAACGUAAAGCCGAGGACAUUGUUGCCACUAUUUAUGAUCUCUUUGAAUGGGACUACGAUCCAAUGAUUCCAUUUCCACCAGUCAUUGAACCAAAUCAUAAAGAUGCUUUUCUAACUGUAUCGCCAAGAUCAAAACAAAUUCCUCAUGGCUUCAGUCUUCCAGCAAUGAUAGGUGCCACCUCUGAAGAAGGUUUGUUAAAAACUGCAGCUUUACUUAAUGAGCCUGGAUUAUUAGAUGAUUUUAAAACUAAAUUCAAUAAAGUACUACCUAUUGUCCUAAACUAUGAUCACCACUCAGAUGAAAUUCAAAAAUAUAUAACUGAACGUAUUAAAAGUUUUUAUUUUAAAAACGGCCACGACUAUAACAAAUAUAAUUAUCAAAAUAUUACAGAUCUUAUAUCAGAUGGUUGGUUUAUAGGUGGAAUCGAUGAAUAUAUGCGAAUUCGCAUGAAUAGUUUGACAACAGGCAAUAGUAAUGUAGGACCUACUUAUGUCUACCUUUUUGAUCAUAAGGGAGCCGCGAGUUUUUCUGAGCUAUUUAAAGGAGGACGAGAAGAUUAUUAUGGUGCCUGCCAUGCAGAAGAAUUACAAUAUCUCUUUCCAAUCGGUCGUGAAUUAUUCAUCAGUGCUUCACCAACACCGUUUGACUUGGAAAUACGAAAUGCUAUGACAAAUAUGUGGGUUAAUUUCGCUAAAACGAGCAACCCCACGCCAAAUGAAUCCAAUAUCACUAAUUGGGAUAUUGCGAACAAGUAUCCAGUGAAUUUUAUCCGUAUAGGUGGAAAAGAUGAAAAACAUUGGACUUUAACAACAAAAGAAGAAGGUUUACUGCAAGAUCGUUCAGACUUUUGGUAUCAGCUUAAAGCUCACUGGGCAGCAGAUCUAAGCAAAAAAGAUGAAUUAUAACAAUUCUUAUUAAAGAACUUUAAGAAAUUAAAAAAUUUCUGCGGACAAUAACUUUUACAUAUUCGUACUUUUGGCCUACAUAUAUCUUAAAGUAUAUAUAAUCCAAUCACUUUUUUUUGCACGUCGUCAGUUUGGUAAUAUAUUUCUUAAA